Molecule: messenger RNA, 3042 nt
Organism: Varanus komodoensis (Komodo dragon)
Lineage: Eukaryota; Metazoa; Chordata; Lepidosauria; Squamata; Varanidae
Gene: WLS
Product: Wnt ligand secretion mediator
Exons: 12
Coding region: 809-2245 (478 amino acids)
Biological process (GO): intracellular protein transport; Wnt signaling pathway; Wnt protein secretion
Cellular component (GO): organelle membrane; endomembrane system
Molecular function (GO): Wnt-protein binding
Source: RefSeq, a predicted model, not a curated record
AAUAUGCAAGCCUGAAAGUCCCUUUGAAAGAAGCCCUUUUCAAAGAAAGCAAUGUGGCAUUGAGCACAUGUCUUUUAAGGUUCCCCAGAGCCCUGACUGGAUUUGUCUGUCUCCUACACAACCAAUAGAUAAAAUAAGAUUUCUCAACUCCAUAGUUUGACUUAAAUAAACCUGAAAUCUCUUUAUCAUACUAAUCAGAUUAGACCUGGUAUCUCCCCUGCCCCUGGUCACUUAUAAUGACCUUGGGUUGCACCACCUCUAGGUUAAAAAAAGUCUAUUGUGUUUUACAUUAUUUUUAGCUGAGAUAGUUAAGCAUUCAAACAGGCACUCUGGUGCAUUCCAGAUGUUCAUAAUGGGCUCCCAUAAUCUCUGGUCAUUGGCAAUGCUCUCUGGGCCUCUGACAGCAUUUUUAGUCCAGAACAUUAGAUAUAGAUAAAAACAAUGACUCACAGAAAGCUGUACUACUUUAAGGAGGUGUGUGGGUUUCUUUGCAACAAACCCUUCAAGCACUGAAUAAUACUCAUUCCUUCAAUUCUUUUUGCCUCUCUUGGUUCUCAGAGAGAAGUGCUAGGAGGAGGGUUACCCCCAGAAGUGACUGUGUACCUUCAGGAGUGAAGAAACACACAAGCUGGCUCUGUUUCUUCCAGUGCUGGUGAAAUCCCCUGUUUGACAUACCUGCAGCCCCAUUUCCCUCCAAUCAGAAAUAACUUCUGCUGUUCCUAAAGCUCCAAGUCCCACCUCAGCUGUGCCCUAUGUAGCAGUAAAGUGCAUAGAUGUGCGGAAGAACCAUCACAGAACCAACUGGUUCAUGCCCUGGGGACCUAACCAGUGUGAAAAAAUACGAGACUUGGAUGAAGCUAUGAGCAGGCAAAUAGAAGCCAAUGACAUUGUGUUUUCGAUUCACAUGCCUCUCCCGAACAAGGAGAUGAGCCCUUGGUUCCAGUUCAUGCUCUACGUUUUGCAUAUGGACAUUGCCUUCAAAACGGACAACCAAAUUAAAGAGAAUGCAGAAGUUACCCUUGAUGUGUCCUUAGCGUACCGUGAUGAUAGGUUCAGUGAAUGGAAGGAAAUGGCACGUGCGGUAGAGACCCGAAAGCUCAAAUGUUCCUUUGGAGCUCCAAAAACUAUAGAGCAUGAAGGAAAGUUCUAUGACUGCGAAGUACUUCCAUUUAUGGAGAUUGGAACUGUUGCUCACAAAUUCUAUCUUAUCAAUGUCCGUCUCCCUGUGAAUGAACGGCAAGGCAUUAAUGUGGGAAUUGGAGAAAUAAAAGAUAUUCGUUUGGUAGGUAUUCAUCAGAAUGGAGGUUUCACAAAGGUGUGGUUUGCAAUGAAAACAUUUCUUACACCUAGUAUCUUCAUCAUCAUGAUUUGGUACUGGAGAAGGAUCACAAUGCUGACACGGCCUCCUGUCCUCUUGGAAAAAGUUAUUUUUGCUCUUGGGAUCUCCAUGACCUUCAUAAACAUCCCAGUAGAGUGGUUUUCUAUUGGAUUUGACUGGACAUGGAUGUUGCUUUUUGGAGAUAUUCGCCAAGGAAUCUUCUAUGCUAUGCUGCUGUCUUUUUGGAUCAUCUUUUGUGGAGAGCAUAUGAUGGAUCAGAAUGAACGAAAUCACUUUUCAGCCUAUUGGAAACAAGUUGGACCAAUAGCUGUAGGCGCCUUCUGUCUCUUUAUCUUUGACAUGUGUGAGAGAGGGGUACAAUUAAAAAAUCCAUUCUACAGUAUCUGGACCACAGAUGUUGGCACAGAGCUGGCUAUGGCAUUUAUUAUUGUUGCUGGAAUCUGUCUCUGCCUCUACUUCUUGUUCCUGUGUUUUAUGGUGUUCCAAGUAUUCAGAAAUAUCAGCGGCAAACAAUCUAGUCUCCCAGCAAUGAGCAAAGCUCGCAGGCUUCAUUAUGAGGGGCUGAUUUUUAGAUUCAAAUUCUUGAUGCUGAUCACAUUAGCUUGUGCUGCCUUGACAGUAAUAUUUUUCAUUGUCAGUCAAGUAACAGAAGGCCAUUGGAAAUGGGGCAACUUCACAGUUCAAGUGAACAGUGCCUUUUUCACAGGGAUUUAUGGGAUGUGGAAUCUUUAUGUCUUUGCCCUCAUGUUCCUGUAUGCUCCUUCACACAAAAACUACGGAGAAGAUCAAUCAACUGGGGAUCUGGGAGUAAACAGUGGAGAAGAACUUCAACUUACUACCACUAUCACCCAUGUGGAUGGACCAACAGAAGUUUACAAAUUAGCUCGCAAGGAAGCCCAGGAAUAACACUAAAGCAUAGCUUAUUAGGCACAAACUGAGGGCAACACAUGGAAUGAUGCCAGUAUUUUCCCUGCAGGGGACAACUGAUGUCAUCCUAAAAGGGCCCAGUUCUGAUGGUGCAUUUCCGCAGAAUGAUAAUGACCUAGCAAGAGCCAUUGAACAUGCUCCUUGCUUUGGGGAAGGGGCUUAUAGCAGCUUUGACCUCUUCAUGACACUUCUAGUUUGCCUUGGGUAUUGACCCCAGAAGAGAAAGAAACUGACUUGACUUAGUGAAAUAAUAGAUACCCAUUUACAUUACCAAAACUCCUCUUGCUUUGGAUAUUUUUGGGAAACAACUUGGAAUAAUUUACAUGCUUCCUAAGUCAAGGUGGUAUACCAUAGUUCCAAUGCCUACAUUUAGCAUUAUUUGUGUUCUUUAUAUCACACUUAGCCAGUGCAGGUGAUAUUUACAUAGCUUUAAUAAACAUACUCAUGAGUUCUUUUUUAGUUUAGUGUAACAAAGUCUUUUGUAUAGUUUUGGUACAAAAAAGGGCAUUUCAUCUUUACAAGCUGACAUGUAUUGAUGUGUGUGUAUGCUCUGAACACCAACGAGUCUUUCUGAUGUAGAUAUCUUUUUAUAUGCCCCAGGGAUCCCUGUUUACUUGUAUGAUACAUAAUCCAUGGGACUGAAAGGGGUGUUUGGAUGUGUGUUUGGGUCAAAAUCUGUUGUUCUUUUCUUUUAAAAAAUAAUGUUCCAAGUAGCCUGGGAAAUACUGUAGAUCAUCCUCUUUUGGUACUAUGAAUAAAAUAUACAAAUAUUGUGA